Messenger RNA from Python bivittatus (Burmese python), 5759 nucleotides. Lineage: Eukaryota; Metazoa; Chordata; Lepidosauria; Squamata; Pythonidae. The record is from RefSeq and is a predicted model, not a curated record.
AUUUUUAAAAAUAUCACCAGUGAAGAUUCAGUCCAGGGGCAUGGAAGCAGAAGGCUGAUCAGUUUCUCGCUUUCAGAUUUCCAAGCUUUUGGUUUGAAAAAAGGCAUGUUCUUCAAUCCAGACCCUUACCUUAAAAUUUCAAUCCAACCUGGAAAGCAUAGCAUCUUCCCAGCUCUUCCUCACCAUGGACAGGAGAAAAGGUCCAAGAUUAUGUGUAACACUGUCAAUCCCAUCUGGCAAGGAGAGCUGUUCAGCUUUGUUUCUCUGCCCACUGAUGUCCUGGAAAUAGAGGUGAAGGACAAGUUUGCAAAAAGUCGACCGAUCAUUAAGCGUUUUCUGGGAAAGCUGUCCAUGCCGGUACAACGGCUGCUAGAAAGACAUGCCAUAGGGGACAGGGUUGUUAGCUACACCCUGGGACGUAGGCUACCAACAGAGCAUGUCAGUGGCCAGCUGCAGUUUCGAUUUGAGAUAACUUCUUCAAUCCACCCAGCAGAUGAUGAAGAGGUCUCCAUUGCUGCAGAUCAUGAAUCAAUUGAAUUCCAAGAAAGCCCCAUUAAUAUCUCAGCAGAGGAAAUCCUUAGUGAGCUUCCAUGCACCAGCACAGUGAGCUCAGAAAGUGCAGCUCCAGAAAAGCUAAAUGAAUGUCAAGUAAUCUGCAUCAGUGUUGGCAACUCUGGAGCUGGGGAGCCCACGUUGAACUGCUUCUUCACAGAAGAGCUAGCAGGAAAUAGAGAGAUUGAUGUCGUACCAGCAGACACAGUUAAUCUCUUGGAAUCCAUCCCAGUGGAAAUAAUGCCUUCCCUGAAUGCUAUGGACCUCAGUGAACCUUUGCUGGCAUGCACGCCUCCAGAAUCUGAAGUUAGAGAAAACAAUAAAGUUAAUUCUGUUACUCAGGGAGACAAUGACAUAAUUAUCAACACAGAAGCCUUAUCUAUUGAUGAGAUGAGUGGAGAUGCUCAAGUUGUCAAGGAUCUGGACAAGAGUCAGGAUGACGAAGGGGCCUCAGCCCAGGAGGACCAGGAUGAGAAUGAUGGUGAAAAGGAGAGCAAGCUACAAUUACGGACCAUGGUGAAAAGAAAAAGCAGGCCUUGUUCCUUGCCUGUGUCAGAACUUGAAACAGUGAUUGCAUCUGCCUGUGGGGAGCCUGAGACUCCUCGUACGCACUACAUAAGAAUACACAAUCUCUUGCACAGUUUGCCUUCUGCCCAGCUGAGCAGUGAUGAUGGAGAAGGGGAGGAGGAACAACAAGGCAGUGUAAUAGAGAAUGAUGAGGAACUGACAGUGAGAGAAGUGUCAGAGAAGGAUUUAGUUAGUGAGACUGAAACUGUGUUGGCUGAACCUCCUCUGGAAAACUCAGUGGAAGGGAACUUUGUUCGGGGAACUGUUCCACGCAGCACCUCCAUUGAACACCUUGCUGAUUUAAAUGAACAAACAUUGGAUAAUGAAGGGCCAAGAACUGAAAGUGACAGUGAUCUGAGUCCUAGACCAAAUGGUGACCCUGAGUGUGAAAUGUGUGACACAUCCUGUUACAGCACUUCUUGUUAUAGCACUUCCUGCUAUAGUACCUCCUGUUACAGCACUUCCUGUUACAGCACUUCUGGUCCAGAGAGUGCCAAUCGAUUCUCAAGCCAUACUAGGUUCUCUUCUGUUGACAGUGCAAAGAUUUCUGAGAGCACAGUUUUUUCUUCACAAGAUGAUGAGGAAGAAGAAAAUAGUGCUUUUGAAUCAGUGCCAGACUCAGGUCAAAGCCCCGAGUUGGACAGGGAACAGCUGGAUGGCUCUACCCACUGGCCUGAGGAAUUGGUAGUUCAUGGAACAAGUCUACAGGGAACUGCAGAAAGUAUAGAGUCUCCAGUAGCAGGCCCAAGCAUCAGAAGAGAAGGUGAUUGCCCUUUGCUCCAUAAUUCUCAGCCAAUCAACCAGCUUCCUUCCCUGAGACCUGAUCACCAUCAGUACCCAACUGUUGAUGAGCCUCUUCCACCAAACUGGGAAGCUCGGAUAGACAGCCAUGGACGAGUAUUUUAUGUGGAUCAUGUAAAUCGAACCACAACUUGGCAACGUCCUACAGCAGCAGCUACUCCUGAUGGAAUACGCAGAUCUGGAUCAAUCCAACAAAUGGAGCAACUCAAUCGACGAUAUCAAAAUAUUCAGCGAACUAUUGCUACAGAGAGAACAGAGGAGGACACUGCUGUCAACAGUCGGGUGGAAAGGCUCCCUCCUGGAGGAGGCAGUGAUUCUGAAGCAGACCCAUCCCAGGCAAAUACAGAAAUUAGGAGAGAAAUACCUGUUUCACCUGUGAACUCUCAAAAAAUCACUUUGUUGCUGCAGUCACCAGCUGUAAAAUUCAUUACCAAUCCUGAAUUCUUCACAGUGCUGCAUGCAAACUACAGUGCCUAUCGUGUUUUCACCAACAGCACCUGCUUGAAACAUAUGAUUCUGAAGAUCCGCAGAGAUGCUCGGAAUUUUGAGCGGUAUCAGCAUAAUAGGGACUUAGUAAAUUUCAUCAACAUGUUUGCUGACACACGGCUGGAACUUCCACGAGGCUGGGAGAUCAAAACUGAUCAACAAGGCAAGUCUUUCUUUGUUGACCACAACAGUCGUGCUACCACUUUCAUUGAUCCCAGAAUUCCACUUCAGAAUGGCCGCCUACCCAAUCACUUGACCCACAGACAGCAUCUUCAGAGACUCCGUAGUUACAGUGCGGGAGAGGCAUCAGAAGUCUCUCGAAACAGAGGGGUUUCUUUGUUGACCAGACCAGCCAACAGCCUAGUAGCAGCAAUUCGAAAUCAGCACCAUCAUGAGUCAUUGCCUCUUGCAUACAAUGACAAAAUAGUCGCAUUUCUACGCCAGCCUAAUAUUUUUGAAAUGCUACAGGAGCGUCAGCCAAGUUUGGCAAGGAACCAUGCACUCAGGGAGAAGAUCCACUAUAUUCGGACAGAGGGUACACAUGGACUUGAAAAGUUGUCUUGUGAUGCAGAUUUAGUAAUACUACUGAGUCUUUUUGAAGAAGACAUUAUGUCCUACAUUCCUCUUCAAGCAGCCUUCCAUCCUGGCUACAGCUUUUCCCCUCGCUGUUCACCUUGCUCAUCACCUCAGAAUUCUCCAGGCCUGCAGCGGGCCAGUGCAAGAGCACCUUCUCCUUACAGGAGGGACUUUGAAGCCAAGCUUCGCAACUUUUAUCGAAAACUAGAAGCCAAAGGAUAUGGCCAGGGUCCAGGGAAAAUUAAAUUAAUAAUAAGGCGUGACCACUUGCUGGAAGGCACUUUUAAUCAGGUGAUGGCUUACUCACGGAAGGAGCUCCAAAGAAAUAAACUCUAUGUCACAUUUGUUGGAGAAGAAGGCUUGGAUUACAGUGGCCCAUCCCGGGAAUUCUUCUUCCUUCUUUCUCAGGAGCUCUUCAAUCCUUACUAUGGCCUGUUUGAGUAUUCAGCCAAUGAUACUUACACUGUACAGAUCAGCCCCAUGUCAGCAUUUGUAGAAAAUCACCUGGAAUGGUUCCGAUUUAGUGGUCGUAUCCUUGGCCUUGCUCUUAUUCAUCAGUACCUACUUGAUGCUUUCUUCACAAGGCCAUUCUACAAAGCACUGUUAAGGCUGCCAUGUGACCUUAGUGACUUGGAGUAUCUGGAUGAGGAAUUCCAUCAAAGUUUACAAUGGAUGAAGGACAACAUCAUCACUGAUAUUCUGGACCUCACUUUCACAGUGAAUGAGGAAGUGUUUGGACAGGUAACAGAAAGAGAGUUGAAAUCUGGAGGUGGAAAUACACAAGUGACUGAAAAGAACAAGAAGGAGUAUAUUGAAAGAAUGGUUAAGUGGCGAGUAGAAAGAGGGGUUGUUCAGCAAACUGAGGCAUUAGUUCGUGGCUUCUACGAAGUCGUAGACUCAAGGCUUGUCUCAGUGUUUGAUGCUAGAGAGCUAGAAUUGGUUAUCGCUGGCACUGCUGAAAUUGACCUUAACGAUUGGCGCAAUAACACAGAAUAUCGGGGUGGUUACCAUGAUGGCCACAUAGUAAUACGAUGGUUCUGGGCAGCAGUAGAGAGGUUCAACAAUGAGCAAAGACUACGGUUGCUGCAGUUUGUUACUGGAACAUCUAGCGUCCCUUAUGAAGGCUUUGCGGCCCUUCGAGGGAGCAAUGGGCUACGGCGCUUCUGUAUAGAGAAAUGGGGUAAAAUAACAUCACUCCCCAGGGCCCAUACCUGUUUCAAUCGCCUGGACCUUCCACCCUACCCAUCAUACUCUAUGCUGUAUGAAAAGCUAUUGACAGCUGUUGAAGAAACUAGUACCUUUGGACUUGAAUAAGAAAAAACAGGUUUUUCAAUUGUUUCCUUGUCAACGACAUCAUUCCCUUCUGCUGCCAUAUGAAUUGGAUUUUCAGUAUUUUUAUUUCUGGUGGAAAAGACAGGAGAAAUAAAAGCUGUGCAUGAAGAACAGCCUUCCUUUAAGAACUAACCUUCAUGCUUUUCAUCUUUAAUUCCCAAUGGACAACUACCCUGUAUGCAAUAUGAAAACAAGGUCUCUGUGUAUCUACACAUACCUCCAUUAGUAACAAUGAAAAUACGAAUGCAAGUUAUGCUACACUUGACCAAAUGUUAAUAAAUGUUUACUUCCAUAUGUUAAUUAAAAAAGAACAUUCAUCAAGCAUUCCAAGCUAUAUGUUCAUCCUUUGCAUCUUAAUUGUAGGUUGCAUCUUAAUGGUAUUGAGUCUUCAUCAUUGGAAGUUGGUCAAGAGCCUCACUCAUUUAUCCUUGAUUUUUUUGUACAUAUCAUACAAAGGUGAAAAACACUUAUGAGCAAAACUGAAUUUUUUAAUGUGAAUUCAUAAUUCAAAUGAGCUACAUCAGUUGGAACUAGGCCUGACAUGUGGUGCAGAUAAGUUAUUCAAAGGAACAAAACUAACCUGCAGUGCAAUGCAGAAUAUGUCAAUGAUUAUUAAUAGCUGUUAAAUGCUAGAAUUGAAAUGCUGAUCUAUUGAGGUAUAAACAAGAGUUAAUGCUUAUUGGGGGACUCAUAUUUGGGGGACUCAAGAAAGAUGUCUUAUUAUCUAGCGUAACAGACAGCACCACUUUAAUUAUUGUACAUAACAAAAAAUAACAGGAUGAAUAUUAUGUUUCUUUGUAUCUUCUCAUUUUGCUUACCAAUUCUUUGUUUUUUGAUGUUCUGUUUCCUAACAGAAAAGAAAUAUAGACAAUCCUGCACUAUGUAUUGGAAGCCAUUAUUGAAACUAUAAUGAGUGGCUUUGUUUCAUUUCUCUUUGAUCUCAAAUAUCACAGAAUUAGUUCUGUAUAAAAUGAUUUAGCCUAACUAUAUAUGAAGCUGCAGAGGAUGAUGGAGUUGAAAUAAUUUGAAUAAGAGAAUAAUCUAUUACCUAAACAACUGAACUCCCUGAUAAAGCUCCAGUGGUCAAUGUAGCAGGUUUUUGGGUAUAUUGAAGAGUCUAAACUCCCCUGUACCCAGGUGAAACAACAGAUGGUUAAAGAUUGUGGGCUUCAUUUUCUAUCACCAAAGUAACUGGGGGGGAAAAUCAGAUUUAAAAUAAUAUUUCUCUUUUUGUUUACUGCUGCUGCACAGAUUUUCUAAACAUAAUCUGAGAAUAAAUUGAAGCAUACAUUGGGGAUGAAAUUCACUGAAUGAGUUUUAUUUCCAAGUAAGGAUGGGUAUAGACUGUUUUGUCUUUACUAAAAGUAGUUCACAUUUCUACAGUGCAUAUUUUUAAAAAUUCAGUAAGACACAAAUGAUUGUGUUUGUGAUGAAAUUAUCACAGA